Ostrinia furnacalis (Asian corn borer) is the source of this 363-nucleotide messenger RNA. RefSeq names its product rRNA 2'-O-methyltransferase fibrillarin-like. The transcript has a single exon. The record is from RefSeq and is a predicted model, not a curated record. Gene Ontology annotation, molecular function: RNA binding; rRNA methyltransferase activity; histone H2AQ104 methyltransferase activity. Gene Ontology annotation, cellular component: box C/D methylation guide snoRNP complex; small-subunit processome; Cajal body. Bases 1 to 363 code for a protein of 120 amino acids. Gene Ontology annotation, biological process: rRNA methylation; box C/D sno(s)RNA 3'-end processing. NCBI's taxonomy places the organism in Eukaryota, Metazoa, Arthropoda, Insecta, Lepidoptera, Crambidae.
AUGGGAGGAGUGGACGCUAUACACAUGCCCCCUGGGUCCAGGGUUCUGUACCUCGGAGCGGCCAGUGGGACCAUAGUCAGUCAUGUGUCGGAUAUUGUUGGCCUGGAGAGCCUCGUGUACUCAGUAGAGUUCUCCCACCGGUCGGGCAGAGAUCUGAUCAUUGUAGCCAAGAAGCGCACCAAUAUUGUCCCUAUUAUAGAAGAUGCUAGACAUCCACUCAAAUAUAGAAUGCUGGUGGGUAUGGUGGACACGAUAUUCGCCGACGUGGCUCAGCCAGACCAAGCUAGGAUAGUGAGCCUGAACGCGCAGCACUUUGGAAGAAUGGCGGGCAUUUUGUUAUUUCAAUUAAGGCUUUCUGCAUAG